AUUGAUCAACGGAAGUAUUUCCAUUCGGCUCUGAAUGUUUUCAGGGUAUCAGGAAGAGGAAAACUUACGUACAAAUGUUGAAGAAAAUGAAGAAUUUUUUGGUAAAAGGUGCCAAACAUGUUAUCACGUGACGUGACCAUAUUAGUUGUGCAAUUUUGUGAAUUUUGUGAAUUUUGCGGAAAUGAGGCACUUUACACGCGCUCCACAGGCUUCGAAAAUCGAAACCUUCCAAGCGUCUGUUGGAAAAAUACAAUUUUCUCCAAACGGUGGAAUAAAAAUAUGUAACGAUAUGUAACGAAAAACGAACCAAUAAUCUUAAUUUUUCGUCUGAUUUUCAUUUCUAAUUCUUCGCGUGUACGUACGAAUAAUCUGGAAACUUGUUAUUCUUCAUUCUUGGAUUAAUUCGCAGACAUUUAUACACGAGGUGCGUCCGGAUUGUUAUACAAACAGAUAUUUCAAAACCGUUGAUACCGUGUGAAAAUAUGUUUUCCGGGUGUGAAAUUAAACAGUCGACUGAAUGUACCUAACAGACAAAUCGUGCUUGUUCGGCCGAUAACUGUCGGUUUUCUGAAUGUUUGAGGCACACCGAUAAUCGAAGGCAAAGCGGGAUGUUAAGAGUGUAAAAAGUAUUAUCUCAUUGUCAACCACGAUGUUCGAUACAUUUUUUAUUUUGUUUAAACUUUGUUAUUACCUGAGCAAAGAAAUUCGUGCGAAAUUUGUUCGCUAUCAUUGGAUGCUAGACAUUCGGAAAGCAAUAAAUAGCGUUCGUUAUCUAUGCGUGUUGAAAUCACUAUUGAUUCAGUUCAGUAGCGACGUAGGUCCGUAACCGUAUGUAAAGCAGCGUUGACGUAAGAAGCUCGCGAGUUAUAUCGAGAAUUCUACUCUGAAAUCUAGUCAACUACCGAUUAUCCGACAGGUUUCAAAUUGGAAAGCGAAUGUCACAGCGGAUCAUAAUGCUACAAUACGCACUCGUGUUGAUCUGGUGCAUUUAUGCAGUAAACGCUGACCCCUGCAUACCUCGAGAGUUCGAAAAUGGAACGGUGUGCGUAUGCAACGCUACUUACUGCGACAGCACCCCGGCUCACGAUCUCCCAGAGGUCGGUUUCUACAUCCGAUACACGUCGAAUGAAGAUGGCUUGAGACUCGACAAGACUCAGGGGGCUUUCGGCAACGUAUCAACAUCCGAAGAGGAACUCCUUAUACUUCUACGAAACAUCACCUAUCAAAAGAUUCACGGCUUUGGUGGUUGUUUUACGGAUUCGGCGUGCAUCAGCAUAAAAUCACUCAGCGAAGAUGCCCAGAAAAAUUUAAUGAGCUCUUACUUUAGCAGCGAAGGUAAUGCGUAUAAUCUUGGACGUGUACCGAUUGCUGGCACUGAUUUCUCCACAAGGUUGUACACCCACGAUGAUUACUCAGGUGACUUACUGCUGAAGAAUUUCAGUUUAGCAGACGAGGACCUGUAUUACAAAAUUCCACUGAUGCAACAAGCUCUUGAAAUGAGUCCGGAGCUGAAAUUCAUCGCUGCAUCCUGGAGUGCUCCACCAUGGAUGAAGACAAAUAACGAUUACAUCGGUCUUGGAUUUCUACUCAAAGAAUACUACCAGCUGUAUGCCGAAUAUCUUAUCAAAUUCUUGGAUGAGUACGAAAAUCACGGUUUGGAAAUGUGGGCAAUCUCGACUGGUAAUGAACCAAACGACGCGUUCAUCGACGGUUAUGAAAUAAACUCCCUGACGUGGCUUUCAUCCACCAUCGCUGAAUGGGUUGCCGAAAAUUUAGGUCCAACGAUAAGCGAAUCGAAGCACAAUAAAACUUUGAUCCUCGCUCUCGACGACCAGACAUCUUACUUGCCUAACUUCGUUGAGGAAAUGUUUGUUAAUGAAACGGCUAAGAAUUACACAGCUGGAAUCGCCGUUCAUUGGUAUUACGAUACGGAUACUCCCUCAAGUGUGCUUCAGGAAACCCACGAUCUUUUCCCUGAUAAAUUUCUCCUCAUGACUGAGGCAGCGGUAGCUGCCAAUCUGUCCGACGGCAAACUUCUUUUGGGAUCUUGGGAUUCAGGGGAAAAGUACAUAAUGGAUAUAAUCGACAAUCUACGAAACUGGGUGACUGGUUGGAUCGACUGGAAUCUAGCUUUAAACGAAGAGGGUGGUCCCCAUUGGCACUAUACCUACGAUCAGUCUUCCAUUGUUGUAAAUGCCGAAGCCGACGAAUUCUACAAGCAGCCAUUGUUCUACGCCAUAUCUCACUUCAGCAAAUUCAUACCGCGGGGUUCCGUAAGAGUGGAACUCACUCACAAUCAGGUUACAAACGCCACAGUAGAUUUUGUAGCCUUCAUGACGCCGGAGGAUAAGACCGUUCUCGUGAUCUUCAACAAGUGGUCCGAAGAAAGACAAGUGAUCAUUUCUGACCCAGAGCGAGGAAACAUCGACUUGCAGUUAUCUCCCAAUUCGGUGCAAACCAUCAUCUACAAGUAGCGUAUUGCGAUGUAAUCAAAGGAGUGCGGCGUGUGUGAACGCGGACGUCUGUUGAGGAAAAAUUUUAAAUUUUGUAUCAAAUUCGAUACUUACAAAUACAUACCGCAACUAUAUCACUGUGAAAUUUUGAGAAGAUACAUCAAUCGAUGAUACGGAAUGAUUGUGUUUUUUGAAAAAUGGUAGAAUGCAAGUUUUGAAUUGCCAGUCAAUUAUCUUUUACAUCAUACAACAAGAUCCGAGUUUACAAAUUCCAAUCAGUCAUAAACUGGUUUGUUAUCAUUCUGGACUAUUGUCGACCAACUUCAAAAACGUAUCUGAUCCUAUAUUCGCGAAAGUAUUUUUCGUUUCUCCAAUGACUUGUGGUCAAUUGUUCACGUUUUUCCACUGUGUUUAUCAUGACGAGUAUCCCAUGUUUCCCACCUUCUCCGACCAUUCGUUACUCAUUGCUUCUAUUUGGUGACUCUCCGACAUUCCUUAUAGUAACCUUAUAGCCUCACUCCAUAUAACGACACUCCAGUCCAA
Messenger RNA from Neodiprion fabricii, 2996 nucleotides. Its product is annotated as lysosomal acid glucosylceramidase-like. Gene Ontology annotation, biological process: glucosylceramide catabolic process. Gene Ontology annotation, molecular function: glucosylceramidase activity. The transcript is spliced from 8 exons. Lineage: Eukaryota; Metazoa; Arthropoda; Insecta; Hymenoptera; Diprionidae. The record is from RefSeq and is a predicted model, not a curated record. Bases 936 to 2474 code for a protein of 512 amino acids.